Messenger RNA from Racocetra persica, 1253 nucleotides. The record is from the annotation of a GenBank genome assembly. Lineage: Eukaryota; Fungi; Glomeromycota; Glomeromycetes; Diversisporales; Gigasporaceae.
UCCAUUGGCACGGCUUAUCUCUAACUAGCAAUAACCAAUAUGACGGAGUUCCGGGAUUAACACAGUGUCCGAUCCCCAACGAUGGCAGUUUUCUCUAUCAUUUUACUGUUACUCAAUUUGGCACUUAUUGGUACCAUUCACACUCCGGGGGUCAAUUUGUUGAUGGUCUCAAAGGCCCAUUAAUUAUUAAUAAUCCUAAUGACCCCUAUCUUACACAAUACGAUUUCGAAUACGUGAUAACACUAUCAGAAUGGUAUAACCUUCCAACAAAUGUUCUGGAUCCAAUUCUUCUUUCUCCUAGUUAUGGAGGUGGUGAACCUAACCCUAUUUCUGGAGACAUUAGCGGCAAAGGUCAAUAUAAUUGUACUUUAGCCCCUAACAAUACAUGUAACCCGAAUAAUGGAGUCGCCAAAUAUGUUGUUCAAAGUGGUAAAAGAUAUAGAUUUAGAAUUAUUAAUAUGAGCGGGGCAGCUCAUUAUAUAUUUUCGAUUGAUGAACAUCCGCUUACUCUUAUUGAAGUUGAUGGAAAUUUAAUAAACAAUGUCACUCUAAAUACGAUUCCAAUUAAUACUGCACAGCGAUAUUCAGUAAUUCUUAAUGCUAAUAUGCCAGUUAAAAAUUAUUAUAUUCGUGCAAAACUUUCGACUUGCACAGCGAUAAAUCAAUCUCUAAGUUCUGACUAUCCAUUAGAUCCUAAUGUUUUGGGAGUUUUAAGAUAUGAAGGCGCAAAUGACACAAUUCCAGAUUCAAUAGCUUAUCCGCUCAAUCAAUCAGAUGAAUGUAGUGAUGUGAAUCCAAAUAUUUUAAAGCCACUUGAAUUUAAACCGCCUAAUAAUGCUACUCAUGAGAUUGAUUUUAAUAUUACUUUUGGCAAUUUACCAACGACUGGAGGAAUGGCUUUUAUUAAUAACUCAAGCUUUGUGUCUAAUGCUGGUUAUCCUACAAAUCGAAAAAUUAUGGAUUUACAAGGUGACAACUUUUUGAAAGAGCAAAAUGCUUAUGCAUAUGAAUGCAGCACUGAGAAUUGUGUAGGUGAUGCUGUUGAUAUCUAUAUUAGUGUUAACACUCCUCAGUCUCAUCCUUUUCAUAUGCAUGGACACAGUUUUUUCGUUAUAUAUAAUGGACAAAAUGCUUCUGGCGUUGGACCUCCAGAUCCAUCUAAUUUUAAUUUAAUUGAUCCUGUUUAUCGCGAUACAGUAACUGUUCAAGGAAAUAGUGUUACUGUGAUUCGUUACCCUAUAGACAAUCCUGGC